Molecule: messenger RNA, 4146 nt
Organism: Musca domestica (house fly)
Lineage: Eukaryota; Metazoa; Arthropoda; Insecta; Diptera; Muscidae
Gene: bora
Product: protein aurora borealis
Exons: 2
Coding region: 193-2172 (659 amino acids)
Biological process (GO): activation of protein kinase activity; regulation of mitotic nuclear division; regulation of mitotic spindle organization
Cellular component (GO): cytoplasm; nucleus
Molecular function (GO): protein kinase binding
Source: RefSeq, a predicted model, not a curated record
UUUGUCCCAAAACCUUUGAAUAAACAACAAAUUUGAAAUUGAAAGGGCGCAAAUUGUUUGGUGGCCCAAAACAACCGUCGUCGACGAGAUUUCUAACAUCCUGCCAGUCAGCAAUCAAACAUCUGCUCCCUUGAAGCUAAAAAUAAAUCACAUCCCAACGAAGGAAGAAGGUGCAGACACUUAAAGACAAGGAUGGAAGGCAAUGAUCAUGAGACACCACAAAAACUUAAAGGUCAUCGAUUUAUGAUGCACUAUCCACCGACGGCGUCCGAUGAGUGCAACAAAGUGACGCCCAAAAAUAAACAAUUCAGGAAGUCAAUAAAUCCUAGGACACCACAAGGAUUAAGCUAUUCGCUGGGCAAUUGCAACACCAUGAUGUCGUCGAAUAGCAGUAAUGGUUUGCAUUCCAUAUCAAUGGCUGUGAUACAGACGCCGCCGGCAAAGAGACACCAAAAAAUAAAAAAUCCCUUUGAAGCGGCGUGGGCCGAACGGCUGCAUAUGCCAUUGAUAGCAAGUCCAUCGUUAUUUCAACGCCCAGACACCCCGCAAAUGAGUUCUACACAGUGUGAAUGGACAAUAGAAGAAGUGUCAAGUUUAAUGCCAGCAAAUGUAGAGCCUCAUGAGACUCAGUUCAACGAUUCACCUGAUCCUGAGUUGGAGGCCAAAGCCCAAAUGGCAAUUAGUUCCUAUUUUAAAGAUAAUCAAAUUGUGCCAAGUCCGGUAGAUUGUCCAUUGCGUAGCCAACGUAUUGUUUUGCAUGACGUUAGUGGUAAUACACCUAUAUCCAAACCAGGCCGUAGAAUACGUGAUUGUGCAUCACAAACUGAAUUGACAUUGCCGCCCAUAUUGCCAGCAGCUCUGGAAGAGGCCUUAAAGCCAUACUUCCAACCCCAUUUGGCAGGAGCCAAUAUAGAACUGAAAAAGUCCCGUUAUGCCCAACGUUCAUUAAGUUCCAGCAUAGACGCCAAGGACACCUCAUUGAGGCGUAAGCUAUUCGAUAUUCACAAUGUUCUAAUAUGGGAAAAUGAACAACAAUUGAUGGCAAAAAAUAACACAUCUUCGGCGGCAGCAAGCAGUGGUGGCCAAUCAAAUUCUAGUCCCCACUCUUUGCAAUCCCUGCAACAUACUGCUAUAGUGGGCAAAUUAUCCGAUUCUCUCGACAAGAGCUCCUUUGGCUCACUCUCACCCAUAUCGGCCUCAGAUGAUCUAUCACCUUCGCUGCCAGAUAAGGGUAGUGCCACAAAACGUAAAUCACGUUUCAAUAACUUCCGUUCAGAAAUUGAGGAGCUAGAACAGUUAUCACCCAUACAUCCACCGGUCAGAAGGAAACCCAUUGAGAAAUUGUAUCGUUCACAGAAUAUGGGAAAUCAAAGCAAUGACAUGACAAACAAUACCAGUCAAGAUACAGACAAUGGAAAGUUUACUCCAGAAAGAUCAUCUUCGCCCUUGGCCUCAAUGAUAACGAAUAACAUUGGAGAGUUUUCGUCGGAUAGUUUUAAUAUAAAAGUUAGUCGUUUAAGAGUCAAUUCAUCGAAGUGUUCAAACAAAUCGAAUAAAGAAAGACUGACUAGAGUGACGGGCUCUAAAAAUUCGAGUAACAUCCUGCAGGAGGUGGAUGUUUUUAUGAGUCAUGAGGAUACGUGCGAGGAGUUACUUGAAUAUACUGGCAUUGAUGUGGAAGAUAUGCAAAUAUCUCAGGUUUCGGCCCAUAGUUCUACAUGUAGUUCUUCACAAUCGGAUACACCGAGAGGUAAAAGACGUUCGGCAAGUCGUAAAAAUUUGUCACAAUCUUUUUCGGCGAAUUGGUUAAACGACGAAGGAGACGAAAAUGAGGACCCUAAAAGAGAUGAGCAGAAAUUAAAUCGUAUUUGCCAAGAUUUAAAAAAGAAGAACCUAAAUCCUGCAGCAUUGCAACCAACAAGUUCCUCAUCCUUUGGUGGUGUGGUACAUCACACACCUAUAAAUAGUUCACCCAAAAAAUCAUUGACAUUUUAUCGCACCGACAGUGGUUUUAAUGAAAUGUCACAAAAUUCCUCAGAAUCACAAGAUGGUCCAGGCUUGUCACAACAGCAGACUUCAAUGGCGCUAGCUGCGACGGACGGAGAACCAAUGAUGGUGCAUUGCUGUUCAACACCUUCUACGAAACAGGAUAAGUUUGAACUUAUGAUUUGAUAAAACAGUGGUAUUCAAAUUUUUUCUUGCCUGCUUUGCUAUAAUAAUUAAGUUUAGUUAAUUUUUCCAUUUUAUAUAAACAUUUUUAAAUUAACGCUCUAUAUGUAGGUUUAAAAUAAUGAUUAUAUUUGCAAUUUUCAGAUGUUAUUCGAUGAAUUUAAAUUAAAAAUUGCACAGUCUUUAAAACGUUAUAGGUGUCGAUUGAUCAUCCUUCUAUCCGAAUUGGCGAUGGAGACCGAUUUUUUGUUGCAGCAACAAGAAAACAUUUAUUAAGCUUAAACUAGUGUUGGUAGAUGGUAAAGCAUAUCAAUGCAGUUGGAAAAUUUAAAUUAUAAAUGUCGUUAUUCAAUCAAAUUCAUCUGAAACUUAGGUAUGUGAAAGGAGAACAUUAUUUGCAAUAUUUAAACAAAGGCCUUAUGCUUAAAUUGUAGUUAAUUUUAGGAGAAGAUUAAACAAAUUACCCACCCACCUACUUUUAUGGAGAUUUAUUAAAUAGUUACUAUUGAAGACUCGAAAUAUGUUUACAAGUUUCACAAAUAAUUGUAUAAAAGAUUUUGUUUUUAACCAACAAGAUAUCAAGCUAUUCAUAUAUUUGUAUGUAUUUUAUAAAUCUUAUAUUUAUUCAAGUAUCCUUCACAAAUACAUUUGAACAUUUAGACAAAUCUAACAAAAUAAGGUCAGUCAAUUGUCUUGAGAUAUAAAUUCGCCGAUUCUACUGUCAUUUUUUUGUAGCAUGCAAAAAAACAGCAAUCUUUCAAAUCCUAGGAAACUUAUCAAAAAAAUGUCUUAGUCCCAGCUUACAUUGAAUUGAUUUGAAAAAAUUUAAAGUUUAUAUGUAAUAAAAGUAGACAAAUGGUUUCUAUUUCCAUGAUCUGGCCGAAUUUGAACAAUUCAGAACAUAAAUUCAAACAUAAAUAAAAAAAUUCACUUAUAUUUUGUUGAAGGAUAUAUUACAUGGUCGGCUAGUGGCUGAUUUUUUUUCUUAUUAUUUCCUUUUUAUAAAAUUCUAGUCUAGCUUAUUCAACCUAAAAAAAAGACUUUUUGUAACAUCAUGGCCAAUACGUAAUUUAAUAGAAAACACAUUAAAUAUAGCACUUUUUUAAUUUUCUCAUUUAAGUUUUUAUUGUAAAACAGAGACUAGAACAUCUGCUUCAUUAGAGGCAAAACUACUUGUUUAUAAUUUAUGAAAAUUUAUUUUUUUAAAGUUUACAUUAAAUAUUUGUUGAAAUACAAUGUGACUAUUUUAUUUUUUAUUAAUUGUUUAGGGCUAGAUUACAAGCGAUGUUAGAGUCAUAUGUAAAGUGAAAUUUUCCACAAUUACCUGCAUAAUUUUUAUAGCAUACUCCCCACAACUUUUCAUUUAAAAACUCGUAAAAGUAUGUAAAAAAUUACCAUAAAUAUGCUACAAAAUAAAUAAAGUGCAAGUGUUUUAAUAUUAUGCAGUUUAUGUAUCAUAACGUUGCUUUUAAGAUUAAAAAUGUUGGGAAUUUCUUAAUGUAUGUUAUUGAAAUGUCACUUUACGCAUGUGUAAUCUAGCCGUUAGAGCCUGUUUCUGGUUGUCUAUACCAUAGUAAAUGCGAAGGGAAAGCACCAUUUCAAAUGUCUAAUAUAAUAUUUAAUUUAACUCGAAAAAUACAAACAUUUCAAAAAAUAUUUGGAACGGUAUUUUACUUUCGUAUUCAACAUACAGAAACAGGUCUUUUUUAUAUUUUCCUUGUCCUUUUUUUAUUUUGUUUUUGUGAGUUAUUCGUUGUGUUAAUGUAUAUUAAAUUGAAUAUUAAUUUUUAUAUGGAAAAUUCGAAAUAAUGGUUCAAAUAUGGUAAAUAUUACAUUAAACGAACCAAAAUCAUAUCAACAAUUUUAAAAGAAAAGCCGACCAGUUGCUGCAUUAAUCCAUAGGAGAGAUAAUUUAAAGAUUUUCUACAUACAUACAUUUUUAAUUACGAAAAUAAAUAAAAAUUAUGUUCAACAAUA